This is a messenger RNA of Didymodactylos carnosus, 2386 nucleotides long. Lineage: Eukaryota; Metazoa; Rotifera; Eurotatoria; Philodinida; Philodinidae. The record is from the annotation of a GenBank genome assembly.
AUUAUUUAUUAGAGAGAGAUAUCCAUUAGAAUAGGGACCCCUAUCGCCGAAAAUAAGAGAACUUUUAGAAAUUUCGGUAGUUUCGAGGAAAUUUUGGUAAUUACUGGGAUAUUACUGAAAUUUCUUUUAUUUAUUAGAUAGCGAUAUCCAUUAGAAUAAACACCCCUACCUUCGAAAAUAAGAGAAAUUCAGUAUAAUAAGGGAAACUUCAGUAAUUUCGCUGCAGUUACCAAAAUUUCCUCGAAAUUACCGAAAUUUCUGUAAACUCUCUUAUUUUUCGAGAUAGGGGCCCCUAUUCUAAUGCAGAUCUCUAUGUAAUAAAUCCUAGAAAUUUCAGUAAUUUCCCAGUAAUUACGAAAAUUGUCUCGAAAUUACCGAAAUUUCUAUAAAUUCUCUUAUUUUUCGAGAUAGGGGUCCCUAUUCUAAUGGAUAUCUCUAUGUAAUGAAUAAUAGAAAUUUCAGUAAUUUCCCAGUAAUUACCAAAAUUUCCUCGAAACUACCGAAAUUUCUAUAAAUUCUCUUACUUUUGGAGAUGGUGAUCACUGUUCUAAUGCAGAUCUCUAUCUAAUAAAUAAUAGAAAUUUCAGUAAUUUCCCAGUAAUUACUAAAACUUCCUCGAAAUUACCGAAAUUUCUAUAAAUUCUCUUAUUUUUCGAGAUAGGGGUCCGUAUUCUAAUGGAUAUCUCUAUCCAAUAAAUGCUGGAAAUUUCAGUAAUUUCACCGCAGUUACCAAAAUUUUCUCGAAAUUACCGAAAUUUCUAUAAAUUCUCGUAUUUUCUGAUGUAGGGGUCCCAGUUCUAAUGGAUAUCUCCAUGUGAUUAAUAAUUGAGGUUUCGAAAAAUUGUGGUAAAUUUCGGAAACUACUGUAAUAGACUUUGGAAGUUUAAGGAAAUUUCUUUUGCGUGAUGGAGUGUUUUCUGAAUUUGUAUAGAAAAUUCUGGUGGAUGUUGGCGAAUUACUUGGAAAUUUGGUUUUGAGAUAUUAUUGAAUCUCGGUAAUUUCUGGUAAAUUUCUGUAUUUGGUUCGUGGAUGAAGGCGUAUGGUGAAUCGUAAAUUAUGGUAAUUUCGGAAAUUGGCUUUUUUCGGAAAUCUAAACAUACCUCCUCAUGUAGUUUUUCAAGCUCCUUCUAACGGUAAAUGUAAAAUUGAGUUUUGAUCAAGUUUUACGGUCAAAGAGCGCGUUUUAAAUAAAUUUCAUGCUGAUAUCCAUAACUUUUAAUUUUGUAACAUCUACAGAGCACUUUUUUUAAUUAUUCUUUUUUUAUUAGAAAGCUGAGACUUCGCUCUUUCAAAUGGUAUAUUUGAAAUUUGAAAGAUCCGUCGCUGCUUGAGAAAUGUCAGAAACCAUAGAGAAAAAAAAAGCGUGCAAAUAUUUUUUUCGUUCCAAAUGUCAACUGAGUGUAAACGUAGACUCAUUAUAGGCUCAUGUACGAUCGUUAAAAUUUAUUUAAGUGAACAGAAGUGUAGAACAGACUUUGGUUAUCUUAUGAUAAAAAAAAAAUAACUUUCUUAUCUCUUUUAUUUUAAGAGGUAAUAAGCUCGCACGAGAAGCUUCUUACAGUGUCCGAAUACUUCUUACACACAUUGUAUAUCUGAAAAUUUUUUCAGAACACUUAGUGUUGUGUUCAGUGAUAUUAAAGCACAACCACCCAUUGAAUCCCAAUGUAAUCCAAAUGACUGUAAACGCGUAGGAUGCUCAAUAAAUACUGAUUGUGAAUGUUUAUCACUAACUAAUGGUGGUGGAAUGUGUGCUGAUGCUCUAGUGCAAUGCUCGAUACUUACCCCGUGUGAAAACGAUAAUCAAACGUGUAGAGCACCAAAUACAAUAUGUAUUCAACAUAGUCGAUGUAACAGUUUAAAACCAUUAUGUUAUCCAAUUGCAUUAGCUAGUCUUCAAGUUUGUCCUCCAUAUUGUCUCGAUUCUGAUUUGAUUACAUUUGAUAAUAUACUAAAUGUAACUGAUACGAGUAAUGGUUUUGUCAUACCUAAUGGAUAUUCUGGUUUAAACUGGAACCAAGCAAUGGCUUUAAAUAAAUCAUCGGCAAAUCCUCAACUGAAUACAAGUGGAUAUUUUAAUGCACUUAAAAGCGGACAAUUUAUUGCUUACAAUGGAAAUGGGAAUCCAAUGACAAUAAGUAGUAGAGACAACAAUAUCUUUAAUAUCAGUUCCUUCGUAGGUUCUGCUGCUUGGGUAAACGAUUUAGCUGUAACAAUAAUUGGACGACGUUUAUCUACACCAAUUUAUAGUACAACAAUUAUUCUUCAUAAAAAUAUGUCUAAAUUGAUUGAACUAAAUUGGAUUGAUUUAGAUAAUAUUACAUUUUCGACUUAUGGAUCUGAUGGACAACAAUUUGCAAUGGAUAAUUUAUGUUUAACAACCACGUAA